This is a messenger RNA of Paramuricea clavata, 1218 nucleotides long. The record is from the annotation of a GenBank genome assembly. NCBI's taxonomy places the organism in Eukaryota, Metazoa, Cnidaria, Anthozoa, Malacalcyonacea, Plexauridae.
AUGAGCAAAAGGAAACAAAUUGAUAUUUCCUCCUAUUUUGGUGGGGCAGCCAUAAGUUCAAAGGACGUCUGCACGACUGAAAAACCUGCAACCGCUGCCAAGGUUAGUAAGAGAGUUUUGCACGUAUCAACCGCAGAAAAAUGGAAAACCACGCAACUAGCAGUAUAUAAUGCAGAGGACUGGCUGCUUUUUUUAAAAGACACUGAUGCAAACCAAGUAAAAGCAUUGAAAUACAGUGCAUGUACAAGAUAUUAUACACAAAUUUCAGGUGUCAAGGGUUUUUCUCCACAGUGGUCAUCGGAUGAAGGAUGCACGCGACUUAUGUUGUCAAGCGCAACAGAUCAUGCCACCAGUGAACCCCAUAAACAGGCAAUGAUUCUGGUUAUGAAUCAAAAAGGUAUGAACGUAUCAGAGCGUUCUAAAGCCAUGCAGGGUGUCCUUGACUCGCAAAAGCAAGGAAGCUUUUUGUCUGCCCUCGCGACACUUAAUGAACAAGACUUAGAAAGAACGAAGAAGAAAUUUCAAAUCGCAUACUACAUCGCGAAAGAGGAACUGCCUAUUGUGAAGUAUAGUACAAUGUUGGACCUUGAAGAGAGACUUGGAGUUGAUAUUGGUACAGCAUACCGUAACAACAACUCUGGGGGAGUGUUUAUGGAUUACAUAAGUGAGAGUAUUGCGGAGGAAUUAAAACAGCAACUAGCUAAAGUUCACUUUUACAGUGUCUUAACAGAUGGCUCUACUGAUGCGGCUACGUCUGAAAAUGAAGCUGUGUUUGUGGUUCAUUUCGAUCCGGAUCCUCCGGGAUGUGACAAAGUCAAAGUUGUUGUAAGUUUCCUCAAGCUUAACUUCCUACAAACUGCUGGAGCAACCGGGAUAGUAGAAAGUAUUAAAGAAAGCUUCAAAGCAGUGUCAAUUGAUGAUUUAUUCCAUAAAUUAGUUGGUUUUGGAGCCGAUGGGGCAAAUGUGAAUAAAGGUAACAAAGAAGGUGUAAAGGCAAUUUUAAGAAGAGAAAACCCAUGGUUGAAUUUUGGUUGGUGCGUUGCACACCGCCUUGAAUUGUCACUGAAGGAUAGUUUGCAAGGGACCGUGUUCGACGAAAUUGAUGAGGUGAUUUUGCGUAUGCACUAUCUGUAUAAGCAAGUGUUAGGAUUACAUCUAUUUCCCUGCGAUACAAAGAGUUUAAAACACAACAACAAAGGUUAUAUUAUAAGACAAUGA